This is a messenger RNA of Castor canadensis (American beaver), 1123 nucleotides long. The record is from RefSeq and is a predicted model, not a curated record. Lineage: Eukaryota; Metazoa; Chordata; Mammalia; Rodentia; Castoridae.
CUGGUAUCAGGACUGGGCUGGGCCCUUAGGGGGUCCUUGGGGACCUCCCUCCAGUCUGGACACAAAUCCAUCAGAAGAACAGGACCCACUGGCAAUGGAAAAUCAGCUACAGGCCGUUGGACUGUAUACUAGGGGCUGAUGUCUAGAGGAAAACAGAGAAAAAGGCCCUAAAAUGGCACAAGCAGGAACCAGGAAGCACCCAUGUGACCAGCUCGCACCUGACCCAGGCAGGGAUAUAAAGGGCCGGGCUCAGGGGGCUCCACACUGCACCCCUCCCUCUCUCUCCACCUGCUCCUCGGACCCCUCCAUCCUCCAAACAGAACCAUGAGCUGCUGUGACUGCUCCGGAGGCUGUGGCUCCUGUGGGGGCUGUGGCUCCAGUGGCUGUGUGCCCGUGUGCUGCUGUGUGCCAGCCUGUGCCUGCCCCAGUUGUGGCUCCUGUGGGGGCUCCAAGGGGGGCUGUGGUUCCUGUGGGGGAUCCAAGGGGGGCUGUGGUUCCUGUGGGGGAUCCAAGGGGGGCUGUGGCUCCUGUGGAGGAUCCAAGGGGGGCUGUGGUUCCUGUGGAGGCUCCAAGGGGGGCUGUGGCUCCUGUGGGGGCUCCUGUGGGGGCUGUGGCUCCUGUGGGGGCUCCAAGGGGGGCUGUGGCUCCUGUGAUUGCUCCCAAUCCAGCUGCUGUGUCCCUGUGUGCUGCUGCAAGCCCUGCUGCUGUUCCAGCUGCUGUGUUCCCGUGUGCUGCUCCCAGUCCAGCUGCUGCAAGCCCUGCUGCUCCCAGUCCAGCUGCUGUGUCCCCGUGUGCUGCUCCCAGUCCAGCUGCUGCAAGCCCUGUUGCUCCCAGUCCAGCUGCUGUGUCCCCGUGUGCUGCUCCCAGUCCAGCUGCUGCAAGCCCUGCUGCUCCCAGUCCAGCUGCUGCAAGCCCUGCUGCUGUGUCCCCGUGUGCUCCCAGUCCAGCUGCUGCAAGCCCUGCUGCUCCCAGUCCAGCUGCUGUGUCCCUGAGUGCUGCCAGCGCAAGAUCUGAUUUUGGGCUUCACCAGGCUCUUACCAAAUGAGCACCAUCCCUUGUCUGAAGUCAGCAGUUCCAACCUGUCUUUCCCAGUACCUCUUAGCCAGUCUCCUUCUUCACCCAC